CCGGUAAAGUUGGGCUAUUUCCGUUUGGGGGGGGGUGUCAUUCCGUUUCGCUGAAUCACAACUCCCCCCACAUCCCCACCCCAAACCACCACAACGCACAAGACUGCAACAAACGAGGCCGUGGCAAGGACACCAGGGAGCAGCGACCAAGCAAAACAAAGCGCCCAAUGAGGGGCUGCCAGAUCAAGAGUGGAUGGGUAAAGCGGGCCAGGCUCGACCCUCAGAGCACAGCUUCCGCCCCCAAAGGGCCUGUCUCCGGCCAGGUGUGCAGAGGCAGCCUCCUCCCUCCACCUGGGGACCAGCCCGGUUCUCCGCAGAGCUCUGGGGACAGCCCGGAAGGUGAGGAAAUGAGGGCGGGGGCGCGCUGCCCCGGCUGAGACAGGAGGACUCAGACUCCAGACAGAGAAAGCGCCGGGCCGGCCCCACAUGAGCGCAGAGGCCGCCCCGGGAACCGCGACUGGGGACAGCGGUGGCCGCGACCAUCACGCCAGGCCCGGACUUACCGGGGCCAGGCUCGCCGCGGGCUCCGCGGCGGCCGCUUCCUCCUCCUCCUCCUCCUCCUCACUUGACAAAAUGGCGGCGACAGGAAGUGCCGGGCGCCUCGGCCCGCCCCCCGCCCGCCCCCGGCCGCCCGCCCCGCCGCGGAGCUCGCGCCCCCCACCCGCGCCCCUGCCCUGUCGACCGGCGAGAGCCAGGGGGCGGCGGCGCCAACGGCGAGGCGCCCGCGAGCCGACAAGCCGCCCCGACGCCAACGGCGCAGGCGGCCCUGGCCCGGCGAGAGCGGCGCGGGGACGCGGGAGGCCCGCAGGCCCAAGCCCGCGUCGCCCCGGCCUCCCCGCCCCCGCGCCGCGCCGAUGGCGUAUGUACUGGCGCACCGGCCCCAUUACGCAAUGCAGGUUACGCGGGCUGCGCCGCAGACCCCGCCAGCUGCCCCUCGCCGCCUGACGCCCCGAAGGGCACCGGUCCUCACCUGAGACGCUAGGCCGCACGCCGCCCCCACCGGCCGUCCGCCGCCCCCUCCUCUUCGGACUGACUGCGCGGGGCCGGGGCCCUUCCGCCGAGCCCGCCGCUCCGCUGUGUUCACAGGCCCCGCUCGCCCGCGGGCACUGCCGGCAGCCGCCGCCACCGCCGCCGCCGCAGCCACCGCUUCGGUUCGUCGGCUUCGGGAGAGCAGAACAAACAGCCCUGCUGCUGCCGCCGCCGCCGCCGCCGCCGCCGCCGCCAGCGCACUGACGUCACCGCGCACGCUGCGCGCGCGACCACGCGCUGCCGCCGCCCGGCGUGCGCGCCCCAAGACCAUGCCCGGUGCGAGCUAGCUUAAGCUAACAGAGAGCCGGGAGGUGAGUGGGGAAAACCCGUGCUUGCGGCCCACACGGAGGUGGGAAUCCCCAUGGACCAAGGGUGGGGGCUGAGGAGAAAUCAUGCAGACCCGAGGGAGGGGACUCUUUAAUCGGAGGGAAGAAAUCCCGCACACCGAAGGAGACAUCUCAGACCGAGGGAAGGGACUCCACAGACCGAGAGAGGACCCCGAAGAUUGAGAGGGAGAGCACCCCGAAGACCGAGGGAGGGGACCCCGAAGAUCGAGGGACAGGACUGAGGCGAGACUGAAAGUUGGGCCUGAGGAAAGAGACCUGAAGGCAGAGGGAAACGUCCAAAAAUUUAUGAAGGGUCUGAUUAUAGACGCUCAAAGAAAGGGAGGACGGCGAAUAGAAACUUCAGAAACCGGUGGCAGAGGCGGAGGCAAGACACCUGUCUGAAGGAGGCUGCGCUGGUGCGGAGGCUGAAGGGUGUUGAAGGAAGCUGGAGGGGGGUGGUGCUGGAACGUUGAGAGAGCUGCGAUGGGCCCUGGGGUGAAAGAAGUGAAAUGAGAGGAGGCUGUGAGCAAGACUGAUGCGGCAUCUUUCUUGGCCGGCUGGCGAGCCACUAAGAUCUAAAGGCUAGAAGGUGUUUGCAUUCUGGGCCUAGAGUCCUCUCCCUCUAGUUGUCCUCCAGCUGACUUCCUUAUCCUUAAGACUCAAGCCACAAUUCAGGUUCCAGAAAACAAAGAGAUUAGACUUAGGUUGCUUACAGUUCAAAAUGACAAUCCUGUUAAAGUUUUCAAAUGGGAAGCCAUAACCUCCUUUCCCCUUUUGCCCUUAUCUUCACUCUUUUAGCAUUUCAAGCCUCGUUUUUUAAAAAUAGCAAACUCGGAGUUCUUGUUGUGG
This is a messenger RNA of Phacochoerus africanus (Common warthog), 2204 nucleotides long. Its product is annotated as translation initiation factor IF-2-like. The transcript has a single exon. The coding region runs from base 427 to 945 and encodes 172 amino acids. NCBI's taxonomy places the organism in Eukaryota, Metazoa, Chordata, Mammalia, Artiodactyla, Suidae. The record is from RefSeq and is a predicted model, not a curated record.